AUGAACCACGAUUUGACAGAGAGGCACUCACCCAAUCCCAAAGCCAAAAAUAAUGAUAAGCCCGAGCUUCCUAUCUCUAAUGGCGAAGUCCGAUACCAAAUUGAACCCCGCACUCGCAAGCUGUACCGCCUUCUGGUCGAUACAACUGCCCGGCCACAGCGGAUACCAUAUCUUCCUGAUCGGCGCACACUGAAAGAUCUCGGUGAAGACGCCGGCACCAUAGAGGGCGACAUUUGCCCAGAGGAUGAGGUGGAAAGCGAUGAAAGUGCCGCGGACUGGUUGGAAAAUCCGCAAGUACAAGAGCAAGAUGGAGAUCUUGAUGGUGCACAUGAUGGGCCCGUAGAUUACUUCGUUGAUAUAUGUGAGACGGAGGUAGGUGGUGUAGCUGUCGCCUGUGAUAUCCCAGCGGUGUUUACCGUUGCCGUGAUGGUCGAGAGCGAUGAUGACGCUGACGAGGCCGAGGAAUCCGAAGUAGCCGGCUAG
Molecule: messenger RNA, 483 nt
Organism: Bacidia gigantensis
Lineage: Eukaryota; Fungi; Ascomycota; Lecanoromycetes; Lecanorales; Ramalinaceae
Exons: 2
Coding region: 1-483 (160 amino acids)
Source: RefSeq, a predicted model, not a curated record